Molecule: messenger RNA, 3793 nt
Organism: Carassius gibelio (silver crucian carp)
Lineage: Eukaryota; Metazoa; Chordata; Actinopteri; Cypriniformes; Cyprinidae
Product: transcription elongation factor A protein 2-like
Exons: 11
Coding region: 1714-2811 (365 amino acids)
Biological process (GO): transcription elongation by RNA polymerase II; DNA-templated transcription
Cellular component (GO): nucleus
Molecular function (GO): nucleic acid binding; zinc ion binding
Source: RefSeq, a predicted model, not a curated record
UCAAACAGCCCUAAACAUGGUGAAGGACCAAGAAGUGGAGCGCGUCGCAAAGAAGCUGGACAAAAUGGUGCAUAAGAAAAACACUGAUGGUGCCAUUGACCUGCUUCGGGAGCUGAAGAACAUGAAGAUGUCUUUGGAGACCCUACAGGUAUGUGUCUGUGAGCCAAGCAUGUGCCACGUUGGGUUACAUAAUCAUGGCUUUCUCUUCCAGUCAGGGAAUCUGACUUGUUUGGAAUGGCGUACUGUUUGUACCAUUUCUGCAGUGUCUAGAAUGUAAUCAGUGCUUAGUAUGCAAAAUCUAGGCAUGCAUAGAAUAUCUGGAUGACCAAAAAUUGCAGUACCCAACACACUCAAAAAAAAUAACUCUUUGAAUGAACAUAAAAAAAAAUCAUGGAAAGGAUUUCCACAUGAUAAAUUUGCUUUAUUUCAGCAUUAUGCAAUUCUGUUACUUCAAUUUAAUGUACUUACGCUGGGUCAACUUAACUUAUUAAGGUUGAUUCAACUUAUUUACUAUGGUUGGGCAAAGCUUAAUUUAAUAGUGUCAGCCCAACUAAUUUGCAAUGUUUUGGACAAUGUUUUUAAUAAUUAAGUUCAUUUUACAAAAUAAGUUUAAGUAAACUUAACAGACCUUAAUAGAGUCAACAAACAACAAAUGAGUUAAUUGUACCUGAAAAUGUUAAAUAAUGAUGACAUAAAAUUUGAAUAAUGCCACAUUAGGAAUGCCACCCCCUUGCAUUAGGACCAUGAGCAGCUGAUAAAUAUUAUUCUUCAUUCAGACCUUUCUAUAAGUAUAGUUUAUCAAUUAUGUCACAAACAUAUUUGAAACAUAAAGCAACAUAUCAAACCAUUUGUUUCAAAACUUAUUAGAACAACUUCAUUGCUAUAAGUUGUAUUACUCAUCUACCAAUCUAAUGGUGCUACACUUCUCCAAGAGGGUGACAGAAUAACAAUUACCCAUAAUACACUGCAGAAAUCCUCAGCCAAUGAGAUGCAAGUCUGUGUUGGUUUCAUUAAUCAGUUACUAUUAUGCAACAAUGUUAUGUUGGCUGAAAAAAUAAUUUUUAAUUAAAGCUGACAAUACACACUUUUUUGUUGAAUGAACUAGAUUAAAUCAAGUUCACAUUGUUAAAUAAAUUUUUUUAAGUAAUCAUAACAUGAAUGGAUUAAGUAAAAUUGGCAAAGGUGAAAGUAAAUUUUUUUGAGUGCAGCACAUUUUGCAUGUAAUGUUAAAUAACACAAUGGAGUGUGCUCAGCCUUCAAUGUCCAGUCUGAUGAGUGAAUAAUUUGGAUUUACCCAAAUCACAUCGAUCCUGAUAAUAUUUUCACACAUUACUCGAUCAUAAUGACUAAAAUUACAUCAUUUAAACAAUGCUAAGUAAUACUUUUUCUAGACCUCAGAUGCAGAUGUUGCUUAGUUGCGUAGUUUUUUUUUUUUUUUUUUUUUUAUCAUGCUUCGUAUUAAAUGCACUGCAUUUGAAGAGCUGAAAAUCUGAAAAUGACUUCUUUUGAUGUUCUUUUAUUCACUUAUGAUCUCCCCUCUUUUGAGCACUUUAUAGCAGAAGAACGAUCAGGUAGCCAAAGCAUCAUAAAUUGGUUAUUCGAUACUGGAUUGGAUGUUGUGAUAAUCCAGAGGUAUAUCUAAUGUAACAAACGUGGGCUUCCCUCCGUUUCAUUAAUCCAUGGUGCAGUCCACACGGAUUGGGAUGUCAGUGAAUGCAGUGCGGAAGCAGAGCUCAGAUGAGGAGGUGCACUCACUGCCCAAAUCGCUCAUCAAGACCUGGAAGAAACUGCUGGAUGGAUCUGAGAGUAAAUUGGAGGAGAAGACAAAAGGAGUAUCUCCCCUCCAGUCCUCAUCUUCUAAAGACUAUCCUGGAUCCAGCGACACCAGUAACAAGGCGGAGACGCCGAAAACGCCCACCACCCCUGUCACCCCCAGAUUCACCACCUUUCCACCUGCACCUGUCACGACGGACAGUCUGCGCAAUAAAUGCAGAGAUCUGCUGGUGGCGGCCCUGCAGACUGAUGGAGUUCAAGUCUACUGACAUGAAGUACAAAACCAGACUGAGGAGUCGCAUCUCCAACCUCAAGGACCAGAAAAACCCAGACUUAUGCCAGGACGUCCUGUGCGGCAACAUCUCUGCAGACCGCAUCGCCAGCAUGAACGCAGAGGAGAUGGCAAGCGCAGAGCUGAAAGAGAUCAGGAAAGCGCUGAUCAAGGAGUCCAUUCUAGAGCAUCAGCUCUCCAAAGUGUGCGGCACAGAGACUGACAUGUUCAUCUGUGGAAAAUGCAAGGGCAAGAACUGCAAUUACACUCAGGUCCAGACACGCAGCGCAGGUGAACCCAUGACCACCUUCGUGCUGUGCAACGAGUGUGGAAACCGGUGGAAGAUAAGGCCCCAUUCGCUUCUCAUUGGUGAGAAUGCAGCCAAUCACAGACCUGCACAUAUUCUGAAAUCUGCAUUCCACGGAAGGGAAACAAGACAGAGGUCCUCGCAGGCCAGCCAGAAGAGCAUGUUCUCCUCGCUGUACUCCGUCCGCAGGAACUCACGGAACUUGUUCCGUCCUGCUGGGUUCUUCAUCAGCUUAUCGAAAGACUGCGCCCACUGUUUAAUAUCUUCUAUCGUCGGUUUGGGGCUGAUAGAGAGAGACAGAGAGAGAGAGAGAGAGAGAGAGAGAGAGAAAUUAGGUUCACAUGGAAAGGGCUCCAGCCUUGUCUCCUGGGCUUUCCUCCGCUCACGCUUGUCAUCUUCACUCCUAACAGUGAGACUAGAAGGUGGUAAAAUGGCAUUGAGAAAUAACAGCAGUGCCUGAACAAAACAAAACAAUCUAGACACACACGCAACAUUCUCACAUGCAAUAUGAAAGGCCCUUCAACUUCAUGUUCAGGUCACCGUAGUCACCCAGAUCUAGUCCAUAUCCAGAUCAGAUGGUCAUUGCAGCCACCAGGAUCCAGCCCGUAUCCAGUCCAGAUGGUGGAUCAGCACCUAGAGGCGACCUCUAUAGCCCCGAAUGUCAUUGGAGACCAUGUCAACUAGAUGAGUCCCUGAGACAGAUCCCAUCUGAAGACCUUGUUGGCCAUUGGUACAACGCCAUGAGAACCAGACGAGUCCUUUGCGCAAUCUGGCGUGCGUUGCAACCUGGAAUUAAACCACACCAUGCGGGUUUGGUCUGGCAAGGGGAGAAUUGGCCCACUGACUGAGCCUGGUUUCUCUCAAAGUUUUUCUUCUCCAUUUCUAUUACUGAUGGAGUCUUGGUUCCUUGCCACUGUUGCUUUUGGCUUGCUAGCUUAGUUGGGGAACAGUUUUUGGCAACAUUGUUGACUUGACUGCACAGUCACUAUUUGAAGAUAAAUGAACUGAGCUGGACGGUGACAUCACUGAUUCAACAAUGAAUUGACUUUAACUGAUAAACGGACUGCUUUCUAUUGUCCUCUUGUAUUAUCAGCACAUAUUUUUCCUGUUUAACACUAUAAAGCUACUUUGACACUAUCUGUAUUGUAUAAAGUGCUAUAUAAAUAAAGGUGACUGGACUUGACUUAAAAAAAUAAAAUAAAAUCUGAAUCAGUUGGACAAUUCUGGUCAUGCUGUAUGGUUUUCAUUCACCAGAAAUAACCAGUUUAUAAAAGUCAUUCAUUUGGAAACUGUUUGGACUACAUUAGUUGCACUGCAUGGCUUUGAAAUCUUUAAAGACAACUGUUCAUAAUUUGUUCACAAAUCAAAAAGAACUUGUUCAUAUACGUCAUUCAUUCGGGAAUCGUUUGGACCACACUGAUUAAAAAGCUUUGAAUCACAAA